Molecule: messenger RNA, 1161 nt
Organism: Funneliformis mosseae
Lineage: Eukaryota; Fungi; Glomeromycota; Glomeromycetes; Glomerales; Glomeraceae
Source: the annotation of a GenBank genome assembly
AUGUUUCAAGAGGGCACCCUUAAAAUCGCGAAUGACACCAAUUCCUUUCGAAGGAAAAUCAGCGUUGAAAACUUUUUAGGUGUCUUUAAGAAGAAUAACCAUGGAAAGAGCAUUAACAAAUCAAAAUGUCAACUACAAGGAUGUAACAAUGAAUGCACAAAUGAAAUUUUUAAUUCAUUUUGUAGCGAAAAGUGUCAUCUUUCUAAACCUCUACCAGAUCCAGCAAAUUCAUCAAAGUGUGAAUCGAAUGUCAUACCAAUGAGAAAAACUUUAACGGCAACUUCUAUCACUUCAUCUUCCUCUGCAACUCAUUUAUCACCUUUUUCAUUUAUUCGACCCUUUGCCUCAACUUCUGUGACUUCAUUCUCUGAUGAGGAUUCAAUAGAGCCGGAACUUACAUUUGGAUCUUCAUCGAAAUCAUUAAAUUAUUUACCAUGGAAAAAUCAUAGUUCAGCCUUUAAACAUAAAAUUUCCACAUCUUCAUUUGAAAUGAUUUCUUCUAACGAUCAAGACCUUGAAGGUUCGGUUGAAAUGAAGAAGUCUAACAAGAAAUUUAAAUCCAUUAGGAGAUUUCGUAGUUUCUUUAAUAAUCAUUCAACAAAUUCUUCAAAUAGCGAACAGGUUGAUUCCGCUUAUGAAACUUCAACAGAAAAGGAUUUUAAAAAAAAGAAAGAGAAAUCGAUCAAAAAGACAAAAAUGACCACACUUUCUCCCACGGAUCAAGAGUAUAAUGAAGUUGAAAAAUUCUUUUCUGUUGGAUUACCACAUAAGGAAAUUCUUGGUAUUGUUCGUUUACAAAUGCCAAGAAAACUUGUCAAAGCUCAUAAACAAUAUAAAAUACAAACUGCCAAGGUUAAUAAUGUACCGGAAUUAAAUGUUUGUCAUAAAAUGUUUCAUGGUACUAAGAAUGGGUUAGGUUGCGAGCCACAACGGUUUAUCGACCAAAAGAAAGCCGGUUUUUGUAAAAAGCCUUGUGGAGUUUGUGGUAUUGCCAAAGAAGGCAACAAAACGAAAUUUUCUCGUUACAGCCACCAAAUGUGGUUUGCGAAUAGUUCAAGCACAUCGCAAGGUUAUUGUAGCAACACCUCUGUGAAAGUAAUAUUUGUGGUUGAUGUAAUCGCGCCUAUAGGUGGCUCAAUAUUGAUUGUCGACAAGGACGCU